Achroia grisella is the source of this 620-nucleotide messenger RNA. Its product is annotated as larval/pupal rigid cuticle protein 66-like. The record is from RefSeq and is a predicted model, not a curated record. Bases 71 to 526 code for a protein of 151 amino acids. Lineage: Eukaryota; Metazoa; Arthropoda; Insecta; Lepidoptera; Pyralidae. Gene Ontology annotation, cellular component: extracellular matrix. The transcript is spliced from 2 exons.
GACUGGAUUUUCCUAUAUAAGAACACCUUCCUCGUGUCAGCUUCAUUCCUUCUGUAUCACAAGUUCAGAAAUGGCAGCUAAGUUGGUCGUAGUGCUCGCAGCCUUAGUGGCCAUGGCCCACAGCUCCGUGGUGCCAGUAGCCCGAGCAGACGCCGACUACACGAGCUUCGCGUACAACGUGGCCGACCCCAACACCGGCGACUACAAGAGCCAGGUGGAGACCCGCGUCGGUGGCACCGUGCAGGGACAGUACUCGCUGCUCGACGCUGAUGGCACCAAGCGCACUGUUGACUACGCCGCCGAUGAUAUCAAUGGCUUCAACGCUGUCGUACGCAAGGACCCCGCUGUUGUCGCUGCGCCCGUAGUAGCCGCCGCACCCGCUGUGGUCGCUGCCCGCACUGUCGCCGCUCCCGUGGUUGCCGCUCCUUCCGUGAUCGCCGCUCGUACAUACGCUGCUCCCUCUGUGUAUGCUCCUUCCUUAUACUCUGCUCCCUUGUCCUACGCUUCUCCAAUCUCAUAUUACUAAAUAGAAUAUGGUUACGACCAUAUUCUAUGCUGUAAAUACUGUUGUACCUAUAGUUACGAAUAAUUUAAAAAUAAAGUGAAACUACCAGAAACUA